AUUCCAAAUGAAGUAACGUUACAAUAAUCAAACCAGAGAGUAUACCAACAAGAAGUCGUAUGUCAAAGUUGGGUCCUCAGAAUUCAGAAACACAAUUGGAUGCAAACAUGUUCGGCCCCUUUGCCUAGCCCACUGGCCCAGAAACCCAGUAUACGUGAAGCUCGGUCCGUUUUUAAUUGCAAAUCUUCUGGGCCUGGACGUAUGUUCAUUCCCGUUCGCAGCCCAUAAAGAGUGGACUAGCAGCACCUGAGGCCCAAAUGAACAUAUGCCUUCAUCGCCGACCGCAGCGUUCGCUGUUUGGAUAUGGUAGCCAGCUUUGAACGGUCAUCACCUGCUGCCACUCAGGCCAACUCCCGCGCUUCUCCACCACUGCCAUGGCUCCUUCUCCGCUACUCGCCGCCGCCGUCUCGGCGCCGUAUUCGCCGCCUCUGCUCUCGUACUCCUCUCCCUGCUCUUCCGCUCAUCCUCGCCUGGCGUUUAGCAGCUCUUGUACAAAGCUGUCCUGGCUUCAAGCAUGGAGAAUCAAGGUUGCUUCCCCAACCUGGUCAGUGGAAUCCAAGAGCAGGAGAACUUUGAUAUGUGCAGUUGGCCAAAAUGCAGAGGAAGCUUUCAAGAAGACGGUGGAAGUAGAUUUGCUGAUAGAGGCACUGAGGGAAGCAAGUCCAACAGAACUUCAGAAGCUUGUUGUUGAGAAUGUUCUUGCUUUCAACGAAGCUUUUUGGAUACGACUUGCUGCAAGAGCAGAUACAUGCCAAUCGGAGGAUGAUAAAAAAGAUUAUGAGGAAUUGGCUAUUUCCAUAAUGAGCAUUGUUGAUCGUCUAGUCCAUAAGACCAAGGAAAUGAUAAACUCGUCUACUGAUGUUCUUAAGGCAAUACUGCAACCUGUCCUUGAUCCGACGGAAGAGCUAACCUGGCCUCCAAGAGACCCCCAGGCCCUUGAGCUCAUGGAGAAAGAGAUAAUUCAAAGAGAGCAACAAGGACAACUGGAUGAAGGGUUCCUUUCAGAAGUUAGCGCGCAACUGAGAAACGCGAAAGAAGAUGGUGAUAAGCCAGGGCUUGAAGCUAUGCUGCAAAAAGUUCUGCAACUCUAUGCCUCCACGCUUCUAUCCAAACGUAGCUACGCCAAGAAAGGAGACGAGAUAUUGAAGGAUGAGCAGUUCCUUGAGACCAUAAUCAAAGCUCCUGAGGAAGAAUGGAACAGGCUUAUGAUCAAUGGGCUGACCGUAGCGAAAGGAGACAUUUCCCCAGAGGAACUCUAUGCUGUCGUCAAGAAGCGAAUCGAGAGGGUGCUGAUUCGUACGGAAGGAGGAUCAUACCAGCAGCGCAUCCUGAGCGAGUAUCUAAAGGGUAUUCAAUCUCGUGCCGAGGAGGUCGUCCUAGUUCUUCAAGGAAGAAGAUAACUCGCUUGUCCACAGUAUCGUUAAGCACAGUAUAGUUGCAUUGCAGAGAAACAUAUGUACACUAAUAUAGAGUAUACACACCACUCCGUGAUCUUCAAUGGCUUUAAGAAUUUCUCAGGAUUCAUGUAACUAAUGCAUAUGUUUCCUUUUGGGACUGCACAAUAAGGGAUGAUUCCCCCG
This is a messenger RNA of Linum trigynum, 1580 nucleotides long. Lineage: Eukaryota; Viridiplantae; Streptophyta; Magnoliopsida; Malpighiales; Linaceae. The record is from the annotation of a GenBank genome assembly.